This is a messenger RNA of Sturnus vulgaris (Common starling), 624 nucleotides long. The record is from RefSeq and is a predicted model, not a curated record. NCBI's taxonomy places the organism in Eukaryota, Metazoa, Chordata, Aves, Passeriformes, Sturnidae.
AUGGCGAGGGGCGGCCGCCGCGCUCAGCCCGGGCUCCGCAUGGCCCCGCCGCCGCCGCCCCCCGCCCGCCCCCCGCGCACCCCCGCGACCGCGCCCCGCCCCCCGCGCACCGCCCGCGCACCGCGACCGAACCCGCGCACCCUGCACCGCCCCCCGCGCACCGCCCGCGCACCGCGACCGAACCCGCGCACCCUGCACCGCCCCCCGCGCACCGCCCGCGCACCGCGCACGGCUCACCCCGCACCGAGCCCGGGCACCCCGCACCGAGCCCGGGCACCCCGCACCGAGCACCGCUCACCCCGCACCGAGCACCGCUCACCCCACACCGAGCCCGGGCACCCCGCACCGAGCUCGACUCACCCCGCACCGCUCACCCCGCACCGAACCCGGGCACCCCGCACCGCUCACCCCGCACCGAGCCCGGGCACCCCGCACCGAGCCCGGGCACCCCGCACCGAGCUCGACUCACCCCGCACCGCUCACCCCGCACGGCUCACCCCGCACCGAGCCCGGGCACUCCGCACCGAGCACCGCUCACCCCGCACCGAGCUCGGGCACCGGGCAGCGCCUCCUGCCUGCCCCGGGCACCGGCUCCUGCGGACUCCGGCUCGCAUGCACACUUAG